AGAACCCUUGAAGACCCAUGGAAUAUCAUGAUGGUGGCCAGUGAACAAGCUCAGUUUAUGGCAAAUCUCAUUAGGUUAAUUAAUGCAACAAAAGCCAUUGAAAUCGGCAUGUACACAGGAUACAAUGCUCUGAGUAUGGCUUUGGCCAUGCUGGAGACUGGCCGAGUUGUGGCUUGUGAAAUAGAAGACACCUACAUGGAAAUCGCCAAGCCUUUCUUCAAAGAGGCUGGAGUUGAAAAUAAGAUCGAUGUACGACAUCAGACAGCCAUGAAAACUCUGAAUGAACUGAUAGCAGCGGGAGAAGUUGGAACAUAUGACUUUGUGUUCAUUGAUGCGGAUAAAUUCAACUACGACAGAUACUACGAGAAGUCCCUGGAGCUCUUACGAAAAGGAGGGGUAAUUGCAAUUGACAACGUGCUGUGGAGUGGAAGGGUGGUGCAUCCUGCCCCUGAUGAUCUCACGUCCAAGAGUCUGGAUGCUCUCAAUAAGAAGCUGCACAAUGACCAGAGAAUUGAACUGAGCAUGCUCACUGUGGGGGAUGGGCUGACCAUUGCUAUCAAACGCUGAAAGUUGAGUUUUGUGUGGAUUUUCCAUAUGGUGCAAAAUGUAGAGCCUUUAAUGGCAUCAGUUACCACGGGAAUAAACCUCCUGA
Messenger RNA from Nematolebias whitei (Rio pearlfish), 652 nucleotides. It is a transcript of the gene comtd1a, whose product is annotated as catechol-O-methyltransferase domain containing 1. Lineage: Eukaryota; Metazoa; Chordata; Actinopteri; Cyprinodontiformes; Rivulidae. The record is from RefSeq and is a predicted model, not a curated record. Gene Ontology annotation, molecular function: S-adenosylmethionine-dependent methyltransferase activity; O-methyltransferase activity.